Molecule: messenger RNA, 971 nt
Organism: Parnassius mnemosyne (clouded apollo)
Lineage: Eukaryota; Metazoa; Arthropoda; Insecta; Lepidoptera; Papilionidae
Source: the annotation of a GenBank genome assembly
GACGGUCUUUUUUGGUGUCUUUUCGGUUAUAGUGUUCGUUAAGAAGGGCUUUUAACAUCCAUUGAAGAUCUCCAAAAGAAGAAAUCUCAAAAUGCCAGAACUCACUGAACUGGACAAAGCAACUGCAUCAAUGACUGAAAAACGCAAGGAGGAGACUGCAUCUUCUGAUAGUGAUUCAGAUGACAUGAUCCCUGAACUUGAAGAUGCAGGUGCCCCUGGUGCAGGUGGAAUCACUAAUCCAAUUGCUGGCAUUGACAUAGUCUCCAAAGCGAAGCAAUCACGAGGAGAAAAGAAGGCACGAAAAAUUAUGAGCAAGCUAGGUCUUAAGCCGGUACAAGGUGUAAACAGGGUGACAAUCAGAAAAUCAAAGAACAUCCUGUUUGUGAUCAACUCCCCAGAUGUGUAUAAGAACCCACACUCCGAUACUUAUAUUGUAUUUGGUGAGGCCAAGAUUGAAGAUUUGUCACAGCAAGCAACUAUGGCAGCAGCUGAACGAUUCAAGGCUCCUGAAAGUGCCGCUUCUGGCAAUGAUGCUACUGCUGCUGGCACUACAGUAGCUCCAAUAGCAGAAGAAGAGGAUGAAGAAGGAGUGGACGAAUCUGGUGUGGAUGAAAAGGAUGUGGAGAUUGUAAUGUCUCAAGCAAAUGUCUCACGGGCAAAGGCUGUACGAGCAUUACGCAAUAAUCAAUCGGAUAUUGUUAAUGCUAUUAUGGAGCUGACAAUGUAAACAAUUAGUCAGAAGAUUACUUUUAAAUGUUCCUAGAUUAUAAGUCUCUGUGUUAUCUAAUGCUGGCUUGACAUAAACACAUAGUUUUUGUUCAUGUCAGUAAACUAAUUAUUAUUAAUCCGGAAGAUAUCCCAAAGUCAGAUCUCCAUUUACGGAGGUCAUAUGAGUAUUUUCAUGUAUUAUGAGUGGAUAUGGGAAUGUAAAUAGUUACUCCAAAAUACAUUAAAACAAUAUGCUGUUUGCU